AUGUCUAAUUGGUCUGAACUUUCUCAAGAUAUUUUACUCAUCGUACUUGAAAAAUUAGACAAUGUAUGUGAUUAUAUUCGAUUUUGCGGUGUUUGUUCGGCCUGGAGAUCAGUUGGCAAAACAGAUAGCCACCGUGUUCGACACCAAUUGCCCUGUCUUCUCUUUUCGAGUGGCAGAAUUUUGCCCAUUAAUCAACUUCCGAAUCAGCAUCCUCUCAAAUUACCUGCGGUUUCACUGCCUCAAGACAGCGUAUGUCGAGGUUCUUACAGAGGAUGGCUCGCCAUUCUGAAUCGAGACAUGACCAUGCAUUUGCAAAAUCCUAUCUCUGGCCAACGGUUUGCACUCCCUCCUCUCACAACUCUUUUAUAUCAUCAUCGACGCCAUUAUCAUCAUGAUACUGUUACGUGGCCAGUUAGGAAGGCUAUUUUAUCCUCAGAACCUGAUUCUUCGUCGAGCUGCUUUGUCUCGGUUAUUUGUUGUCAAGGUGACUUGUUCUAUUGCAAGCUUGGAGAUUCAACCUGGACUCAUUUAACACUACCAAAUUUUGUAGAAGACGGUGGCUUUACCGAUGUCAUAUAUCACAUGGGACAGCUCCUUGCUUUACAAAGUACAGGAACAAUCUUUACCUUUGAUUUUACUUCCUCUUGUACAAGACUGAUCGAGUUAGAUAGGGUUGGAUACUCAUGGAAUCAUUCUUACAUGGUUCACUGUGGAGAUGAACUGUUAAUAGUUUGCCGUUGUACGACUUGUUAUGGUACUACUGAAUUCGAAGUUCACAAACAAGAUUAUACAACAAAACAAUGGAGGAAUGUGAAAGACAUAGGUGGAUAUGCUUUGUUCUUGGGAUAUAAUCGAUCAUUGGCCAUGUUAGCAACUGGUCUGAAGGGCCUAAAACCAAAUCAUAUAUAUUUUAGCUACAAAUUAGAAUGGCAAUCGCAGCGGUCGCCAUCAGAGAAUGACGUGGGGAUGUAUGACUUGGGACAGUCCAAACUUAAGCCACUUUGCCUAAACGGUAGUACUGCAGAAAAGACAUCCAUCUGGUGGGUUCCCAAAUUACAGUGGAUAUGCUAA
Pistacia vera is the source of this 1071-nucleotide messenger RNA. RefSeq names its product probable F-box protein At1g44080. Gene Ontology annotation, molecular function: protein binding. NCBI's taxonomy places the organism in Eukaryota, Viridiplantae, Streptophyta, Magnoliopsida, Sapindales, Anacardiaceae. The record is from RefSeq and is a predicted model, not a curated record. The coding region runs from base 1 to 1071 and encodes 356 amino acids. The transcript has a single exon.